Molecule: messenger RNA, 678 nt
Organism: Lathyrus oleraceus (garden pea)
Lineage: Eukaryota; Viridiplantae; Streptophyta; Magnoliopsida; Fabales; Fabaceae
Exons: 3
Coding region: 1-678 (225 amino acids)
Molecular function (GO): RNA-DNA hybrid ribonuclease activity; nucleic acid binding
Source: RefSeq, a predicted model, not a curated record
AUGCAACCUCAAGAUCCACUUGAAGAAAUUGACUUGGGCGAUGGAACUACCAAAAGGCCUACUUACAUCAGUGCUAACAUUGAUCUGAAUGUAAGGUUUGAGCAAAGAAUUGGUGGAAUUGAAACUGUCAAUAAAGUCGAGGGAAAAUCCAUUCAAGCAGAUGCCUAUGCGGUUUGUGCCAGAGGUCAUGUUCAAGAUAAAGGAGGAGAUCGAAAGACUCCUGAAAAGAAAGUUCAUAAGAGCAGAAAGGCCAUGAAAGGGCAGGUGGUCGCCGACUUUAUCGUGGAUCAUUCGAUAGUUGAGACACCUUUAAACUACUUAGAGCCAGAAUUGUUGAAGUUAUACUUCAAUGGUUCCAAUCAUAAGAAUGGCACUGGCAUUGGAAUCUUGAUCAUUUCUCCAAACAAGAUUCCAACCAAGUUCAAAUAUAGAAUUGAAGGAACUUGCUCAAAUAACGAGGCCGAGUAUGAAGCUUUGAUAGCUGGUCUUGAGAUCUUGUUAGAUUUGGGGGAAAAACGAGUCAAAGUAAGAGGAAACUCCGAAGUGGUGGUGAAGCAAGUAAAAAAGGAGUAUGGAUGUAUUAAGGAGAACCUAAUCAUGUACUUCAUUAUAGUUAAUAGACUAAUCAUGUGUUUCGACUUUGUGGAUGUUCAACAUGUCCCUCAACUUGAGAAUUAA